GAGCUGGGAAAGCGCAACGCACGGGGCGGCCUAGGUGGAAGCUGCUGCCGAGCUUUGAGCUGAGGCAACUCCAUUCGGUACAAACAUGUCCUUUAUCCCCGUGGCCGAGAACUCGGAUUUCCCCAUUCAGAAUCUGCCCUACGGAGUCUUCUCUACACCAGAGAGCCCAAGACGAAGAAUUGGUGUGGCAAUUGGAGACCAGAUACUGGAUCUCAGUGUGAUUAAGCACCUAUUCAAUGGUCCUGUUCUUUCCAGUCACCAGGAUGUCUUUGAGCAGCCAACUCUUAAUAGAUUCAUGGGCUUGGGUUAUGCUGCUUGGAAGGAGGCAAGAAUGUACCUGCAGAACCUGCUUUCAGCUGGGAAAGCAACUCUGAGAGAUGAUGCUGUUCUACGGAAACGUGCAUUUACACCUCAGGCCUCUGCCACAAUGCACUUGCCAGCCACUAUUGGAGAUUACACUGACUUUUAUUCCUCUCGACAACAUGCUACCAAUGUUGGAAUCAUGUUCAGAGGGAAGGAAAAUGCUUUGAUGCCUAAUUGGCUGCAUUUGCCAGUGGGAUAUCAUGGGCGAGCUUCCUCUGUAGUGGUAUCAGGCACGCCACUACGAAGACCUGCGGGACAAUUGUGCCCUGAUGAAACCAAGCCUCCAGUACAGGGUGUUUCCAAACUUUUGGACUUUGAGUUGGAAAUGGCAUUCUUUGUAGGCCCUGGAAACAAACUUGGAGAGCCAAUUCCCAUUAAUAAAGCCCAUGAGCAUAUUUUUGGAAUGGUCCUCAUGAACGACUGGAGUGCUCGGGAUAUCCAGAAGUGGGAGUAUGUUCCUCUAGGACCAUUCCUGGGGAAGAGCUUUGGAACAACCAUCUCCCCGUGGGUGGUGCCUAUGGAAGCACUCAUGCCUUUCACAUUGCCUAACCCAGUUCAGGAGCCUAAGCCUCUACCUUAUCUCUGUCAUGAAGAGCCCUAUACAUUUGACAUCAAUCUCUUUGUUGCCCUGAAAGGGGAAGGAAUGAACCAACCAGCUACCAUAUGCAGAUCUAAUUUUAAGCACAUGUACUGGACGAUGAAGCAGCAGCUUGUUCACCACACUAUCAAUGGCUGCAAUCUCCAACCUGGAGAUCUCUUGGCAUCUGGGACCAUUAGUGGACCUAAUCCUGAAAACUUUGGGUCCAUGUUGGAAUUAUCAUGGCGGGGAACUAAAGUCAUUGAUCUUGGGAAUGGACAAACCAGAAAAUUUCUGCAAGAUGGAGAUGAAGUUAUUAUAACAGGAUACUGCCUUGGUAAUGGUUACCGGGUUGGAUUUGGCCAGUGUGCUGGAAAAAUACUUCCAGCAUCUUCAGUGUUAUGAAAGUUUUACAUCUGACUUAAAGAUGAAAUAAAAAGAAUUCCAGUCUAUCUUC
Molecule: messenger RNA, 1397 nt
Organism: Gracilinanus agilis (Agile Gracile Mouse Opossum)
Lineage: Eukaryota; Metazoa; Chordata; Mammalia; Didelphimorphia; Didelphidae
Gene: FAH
Product: fumarylacetoacetate hydrolase
Exons: 14
Coding region: 86-1345 (419 amino acids)
Biological process (GO): L-phenylalanine catabolic process; homogentisate catabolic process; L-tyrosine catabolic process
Molecular function (GO): fumarylacetoacetase activity
Source: RefSeq, a predicted model, not a curated record